AAUUCUCCAGUGCAAGGCAUUUUUUUCUUAACCAAUGCUAUGUUAACUCAGAAAAGUCAAUUAGGUGUUUUGCGCUAGUCAUUUGAGUCGACAUCCUCGGUGGCUUAUUUGAGUUGGCAUCUUUGAAGACUAUCCUGUUGCCAAAUUAUUGGGGCCAAAGGAGAAAAGAUACGAAUCAUAGUAAAGAAAUAGUGAACAGGAAACAAGGAGCCAAGAAGAUGGAGGAAGAGGGCAAGAAGCAAUUCAUCCUUGUUCACGGGAUGUGCCAUGGUGCAUGGUGCUGGUACAAGCUCGCCACCUUGCUAAUGGCAGCCGGCCACAGAGUCACGAUGCCCGACCUGGCUGCUUGCGGGGUGAACCCCAAGCGCCUCCACGAGCUCCGGUCUUUCUCCGACUACUCUGAACCAUUGAUGGAGGCGAUUUCCUCAAUCCCAUCCGGCGAGAGGGUGGUUCUUGUUGCCCACAGCUUUGGUGGAUCUACCGUUGCCCUUGCCAUGCAGCGAUUCGCAGACAAAGUCUCCGCCGCCAUCUUUGCCACUGCAAUGAUGCCAAGCACCACCACUCCCUUCGCCACCAUUGGACAGGAGUUCAGCAUGAAGCAUCCACCGGAGUACUUCAUGGACUCCAAAUUUGUGAUAAGCCAAGACCAUGAAAUCAGUUGGAAGACCAUCACCUUCGGUCCCAAUUACAUGAAGGAAAGGCUGUAUCAGCUCUGUGCACCUGAGGACUUGGCUCUGGCUACUAUGUUAGUGAGGCCAUCGAGUUUGUUCGAACAUGAUGAUCCCCUUGUGGUCUCCAAGGAAAACUAUGGCUCAGUGAGCCGAGUGUUCGUCGUGUGCAAGGAGGACCUAGCCAUUAAAGAGGACUUCCAGCGUUGGAUGAUAGAGCAAAGCCCAGAGGUGGAGGUGAGGGAGAUUGAAGAGGCUGGUCAUAUCGUCAUGCUUUCAAAGCCCAAAGAGCUAUGCAGUCUCCUCCUUGAGAUUGCUGGGAAGUAUCCAUGAGGCAGGUUGAUGGUAGAGGUGGAAGUCUCUAGUUUGCUUGCAACAAGCAUGCCCUCAAUAGAUGAGAAGAUAGUGGAAUCUCUCUGAUGCAGGAGUAUUAUAAUUUUUGGGGUUUGUAAUGUUUUUAAUAAAUUUGUCCAAAAAUAUUUGUUCAAGAAAAGUUGUCAUGGCCUUUUUUUAUUUU
This is a messenger RNA of Phoenix dactylifera (date palm), 1185 nucleotides long. NCBI's taxonomy places the organism in Eukaryota, Viridiplantae, Streptophyta, Magnoliopsida, Arecales, Arecaceae. The record is from RefSeq and is a predicted model, not a curated record.